AUGGCAUAUUUCGAUACAAAGAAACGAAGUCUAGUAGUCGUAGAUGGCUCCCCUUGUGGAAUUAGUGCAAUACUAGCACAGAAGGAACAUCACAGCCAGCAGUGCAAAAUCCUUUCAUAUGCAAGUAGAGCACUCAGCCCAGUUGAGACAAGAUACUCUCAAACAGAUAUUGAGGGACUUCGCUUAGUAUGGGGAAUUGAGCAUUUUCGAAUGUUCUUGAUUGGAUCAGAAUUCGAUGCGAUAACUGAUCAUAAAGCAUUAGAAUCUAUAUUCAAUAACCCAAGAUCCAGACCACCAGCCCGCAUCGACAGAUGGAUGAUGCGAUUACAACCAUUCAACUUCAAAGUCAUUUACCGCAAAGGAUCCUUAAAUGAAGCUGACUACU
This is a messenger RNA of Paramuricea clavata, 385 nucleotides long. Lineage: Eukaryota; Metazoa; Cnidaria; Anthozoa; Malacalcyonacea; Plexauridae. The record is from the annotation of a GenBank genome assembly.